UCCGGACACGUGGUGCAAAGUGGGUGUGUCCAUUGCGCUGAUGUAAACACAAAAUACGCCUCACAGCUCGACGGAUAAUCGUGGUGGACUGAGCUGCUGAGGUUAACCCAGAAAGAGUCGUCGGCGGUGCGGAAAACCCUCCGUGUGCGUCGCGUCUAAUAUGCUCUAAAGCACCGAGGGAGGCGCCAUGGAUUUCUACAUCAACCUGAAGGUGAAUUUCAGGGGAAAUUCCAAGAAUUUCCUGCUGUCGGGAUCCGAGACCAAGAGCUGGGAGUCGAUGGAGGCCAUGGUCAAGCGCUCCUUUGGCCUGUGCAGCCUGCAGCUGACCUACUUUGAUGAGGAGAACGAGGAGGUGUCCAUUAACAGCCAAGCUGAGUAUGAGGAGGCUCUGAAGAGUGCAAUGAGGCAGGGGAACCGUCUGCACAUGAAUGUGUACGAGACUCGAGGCCAGCCAACGAGGGUUGCCACCACCAAGGCCGGCGGAGCAGAGCCCAAGAGGGGAUUCAGACCGCCACAGCACUGCCCUUCGCUUGCUCAGGUGGUCAGUCGCAAGGUCCAGGCUGCAGUGCCAGAACAGGGCAUGGUGAUCAUGAAAGAAGUAAAAGGGACCAAAGAAGAAGACAAGACCCCCCCAGCCUGGUUCACCUCCUACAUGGAGAAGUUUAAGGACCAGGUAGUUCGUGAAGCAGUGGAAAAGAUCUGUCGGGAGUUUUCAGGACAGUGCUGCAUCCACAAACCCCUGGGAGGGGGAGGAGGAGCAGCAGGAGGAGCAGGUGGAGCUGGUGGAGGUAGAGUGGAAGCCGUAGGAGGAGCAGAGACCCAGCAGGUCCCCGAGGUGUCCUCUUCCACUCUGCCUGGAGCUCCGUCCUCCUCAACUCCUCCCUGCUCGUCCUGUAGGGGGCAGACUACUGGAGGAGGCUAUCAGUGCAGCGUGUGCACCUCUUGUACUCUGUGCGAGCCCUGCAGCUUCUCUCACGAUCCCAGUCACAAUCUGGUGAGAGCCAGGACUCCCCUGUCCAUCCCGGAGCACGGAUCACCGGCCCCAGACCACAGCAGGUUCUACAGGCGGGGGGAUCGCAGUUUCCGAAAGGCAGAGAAGCAGCGGCUGAAAGCAGAGAAACGCCUGCUGAAAGCUGAGGUGAAAGAAAUCCGGAAGCAGCUGAGGAUGGAGAGGCGGGGCAUACAGUGGAGCUCGUCCCAUCGAGACGGAAGCUCCUCCCCCGUCCUCCUGCAGCCUCGAGCCACACAGCACAACAGCCCAGAGCGUCCAAAGCGCCCCUGUCCCCUGGUGGUUCCUGCCAUGACGGCAGCGUUUUUGGAUGAAAACCUUCCUGACGGAACGCGCCUGCGUCCUGGGACCAAGUUUAUCAAGUACUGGAAGAUGAGGAACACUGGGACUCUCAGCUGGAGUGCUGACACUAAGCUGAAGUUUAUGUGGGGAAACCUGGCAGUGGGAUCUGGAGACCGCUGGAGAGAAGUGUCAGUUCCCUUCCUGCAGCCAGGACAGGUGGGCAUAGUGAGCGUAGCGCUGUGUGCUCCCACUGUGGAGGGCUCCUACACAUCUCACUGGCGUCUGGCCCACGCUGGGGAGCAGUUUGGACCGAGAGUGUGGUGCAGCAUCGUGGUCGACCCUCUGGCUCCAGCGCCCAUGAUGGCUGAUGGGAUCCUGGUUUCACCCUGUGUCACACCGCAGGGCAAGAACCCAGUAGCCAAGGAUGGGAAAGCAUGUGCAGCUUCCAGGGAACAGCCGUUAUUGUCGGUGGACCAAGAAGAGUACUACAUCCCGUCUGUAGACCUGCUCACUGCACAGGAUCUUCUGUCUUUUGAGCUGUUGGAUAUCAACAUCGUCCAAGAGUUGGAGAGCGCCCCCACCAACACGCCUGCUGACAUGACACCCUGCAUGUCCCCUCUGUCUCAAGAUGGCCCUCUGCUGGACAAGGGCAGCCCCUCCUUGGGUCUGAUUCAGGAAGAGACUGAAGUCAUCAAUAGCAUCAUGGAUGUCCCCCAUGGGGUAGGACCUGGAGCUGAAGGGGGCGGAGUCCCAGCUCAGGAGGAAGGGGAGGAUGACAUCAGUGGUACUCAGUUUGUUUGUGAGACUGUGAUUCGCUCGAUGACCCUGGAGGAGGCCCCUGAUCACAUACCUCUGAGAGGAUCCUGCCCAGGAACAGGAAAAGUGGUACGUCCAGCUGCUCAUGGCGGCUCCUCCUCGCUGUCCUGUGUGAGUAAAACGGUGAAAAUGGAGGAGAGUCCCGACAACUGCUCUAGCAACUCCAAGACUCCCAUCAAACCCCUCACUGGUCUCAAGGCGCCCAUCCCUUCCCCACUGAAAGCCUCCCUGCCCACUCCAACGUCUGUGACCCUGAACGUGCCGCCUGGCCCGAGCUCAGCACCGGGCCCGCUCCACGCUUCAGCCGGGACCGCCACGCUGCCAGAACACACCGCCACAGGUGAAGCUGAAGAAUCGCACAUGGAGAGCAUCUGUGUGGAGUCCAGAGUGAGGGAGAAGCAAGAAGAGGAGGAGAAGAGAGGUGUAAUGAGGAGUCGCUCCUCCUCCACAUCCUCUGAGGAUUACAUCAUCAUCCUGCCCGAUUGCUUUGACACCAGUCGGCCCCUGGGAGAGUCCAUGUACAGCUCUGCUCUGUCCCAGCCUGGAGACGUCCAAGCCAAGACCGCCACAGACCCAGAUACCCCUUCAGCUGAGCGUCGGGACAGUGCCGCAAGAGAGAGGGAGGCGGACGAGGUGGAUGAAGCGGCUCCAGGAAUGGAGCUGUCAGGAGCCAGCAGUGCCAACGAUAUGCUGUGUACAUCCCAGACGCUGGACGAUGAGCCGCUGACUCCUGAAGUUGUGACACCGCCUAAAGCCGUCGUCACAUCACACCCAGAGAGCAGCGCAGAGAGAGAGGAGGAGGAUGCCGGCACUGAGGAAGGAGCGCAGGGCUCAGAACUGUACCAGACUGGGGACGAAGCAGCUCCUGAGCAUGCUCAGACGGAUACUGAAGCUACUGACACAGAGAAGAGCGACCCUGGGGACCCCAGGCAACAAGGCCUCACCGGCGGCCUGGUGAAAGGAGCUCUGUCAGUAGCUGCCUCUGCCUACAAAGCCCUGUUCACCGGACAAGGCCCCACACAGCCUCCAGUGGAUGCAUCCACCCAGGACACCAUGAUGGCCGUGCUGGUGGAGAUGGGCUUUGCAGACCGCCCACUGAACCAGCGUCUGCUAAAGAAACACAACUACAGCCUGCUGGACGUGGUCAAUGAGCUCGUUCAGAUGACCGACAAUGACUGGUACUCUACACGCUACUGAUGACGAGAAGGCCAAACUCUUCCUCCUUCUUUUCAGCUCUCCACUAAUUUGCCCUUUUGGACCGAGGACUAUACUAUGACCUUGUAAGGGACAUUCCAGCCGACCCUGGAUCCUCCAGCGGACCAUCACCCACCCACUGUCUGUAGUUUUAGUACUUUCAGCGUAGCUCUUGAUAGUCGCAGGUUUUCUUUGCAUAUCUGUCUAAGAAAGGUGAAAACAGGCAUUCUAGGUCUUCAAAUGUGCAUCACAUGCUAACAUCAUGGAGUUUAACUAAGUGUGAAGCGUAAAAGCAUUCGCUUCCAUCAAACCUGAGCUAAAGUUGUGUUGGCUGCAGAAACUCCACAGUUGCUUUACCUGUUCCUGUUGGUUGCAGGUAUCCCAAAAAGCUACAAACGGCACCCUCACGCUUUUCCUUUGCUCAAGUCCACAGCAGCAGACUCUCAGAGGUCGCCUACCGAACCCCCUCGCUCAGAACAUCUUUGGGCAAAAAGAAAAUGCAGCUUCGUGCUGAUGGUUCUGCUGAGGCAUCAAGUCAUCUCAUCUCCUCAGAGUCUUGUUCGCCUCGUCGAGUUGGCUCCAUCACACCAGCUGGUGAUGCAUGUUUCUGCGUGUUGUGGUGAAAACUGUAACAACCAGCUUGACUGGUAGUGAGCUAAUGCUGUUUGUGUCACAAAGCUAUUUGUUUGCAGAUUUCCUUUCAUUAGAAAUCACUGACCUGUGUCCCAGAGCCACGCUCACACAGCUCGUCUGCACAGUGUCAGCUUCAGGUUUGCUUCUUUCUCUGUUUUAUUUGACCAGCCAUUCCAACAGCUACUGAUAACUUUAUUACUGGGCUGUAAAUAGUCAAACUGACUGUAGGUAACCAGAACUGGUCAGGUGAUGUAGUGUGUGUGAGGCUUUACUGUUUAAGAAAUCUGAUCCUUUGGUGUUUUCAGAGCUCCGGCUGGAGGAGCAGGACUGCUCCGACACAUUCAUGUUGAUGUGACUUGUGAUGAUGAAUGCAAUGAAGUACUUUGAUGUUUAAAUUGCUGUGCUAUUCAAAACACACAUUCCUCCUUUUUUUGUCUUUUUUUGAGUCAGUUUCCCAGAACUCACAUAUGUGCUCAGAGCAGAUCAUCCACAACAAACCACUGAAAUCUGAGUAACGCUCCUUCAUGGUGGGAAAGGCGAGUGUGUGAUGAGCUUUUUGCAGCGUGCCGUUUUGGUUGCACAUUACCUUUGUCCUGUAACUUUAGUCCAUCAUUGAAACUAAAGGGAUUUUCUCAUAUACAUUUAAUACAACAUGUAUGCAUAACCUGUAAAAAAACAAUUCCACUCAGUGUAGCUGAAACUUUGAGUCAGACUGUUAGCUCGUCGUGAGUCCGUGGUGGUGAGGAGACUACACUGUCCCACUGCAUGAUGGUUAACUAGCUAAUGAACCAGGUUUGUCUAUGAGAAGCACAGUUUACCCAGAACUGCUGUGGAAACACCACGUUCCUCUGAAUAGAGCUAUCGUAGCUAAACUUAAUGAGCAGCAGCGUAAAUUCUUCCUUUCCUGUCACACAAAGCUGUCUCCACAUUCCCUCUCUGUGCUUGUCAUGUUUCCCCACUCACCCACCUGACCAUGCUUCAUUGUUUCUACUGUUUUGAUGGGAGAGUGCAGUCCUGCUGGGGUCGGCUUUGUGGCUUUAGAUGAAGUUCAUUAUCAGCUUGGCUGCUUUGUUGAGUUCAGAUGUUUGCUGGGCACAGUGCUUUCAGUUCUCCCAUCAGAUGAAUGAUUUAAGAGUGGAUUUGCACCUGUUCACUCUCACUCAGAGCUUACAUUGUUCUUGGAGAAGAUGUGACAUGCUUGCCUGUUUGGUUUGUGGAGAGGCGCUCAUUAGGAUCAGCUGAGGGGCCCAGGUGAUGGUUGGAAAUGGAUUUUCCUCCAUCACUAGAGAAAGUUCAACAGAGGUAUGCGGUCCAUGAGUGGCUCGUUGCUGAUACUGCAGGCUAACGUAAUGCAAAUAUUAUUCUCUGCUGAACGCUGUGAAUCCCAGACACACGUGGCUACUCCGUAAGUUGACUUUGAUGGGGCUUUGUCAGGUGUGCACAGUAAGGUCAUUGCUCUUGUCUGCUCUUUCCUUUUGCUCCUAGCUGGACCCUGAGCUGACCUCAUUAGUUAAAGGUGUGGGCUCAGUUAGUUUAAGUUCUGCUUUGACUGCUUGAAGGCUGUUUGGAAGUUUGACGCCGUGUCUUUAGGCAUGCUAGUUAAAGCUGUUCUGCAGUUUUAGUCUCAUUCUUUGUAAUAAAGGACGUUGUUUUGUUGGUGUGGGUGUGAAGGGAAAACCCUUUCAUAAAAGAUUGGGAUACACUGCGUGCUACUACACUUUAUGCCGUUACACAUCCACGUGACCUCACGCCACGUCACAUGGUACCCUGUCUGUGUCGGUUUGCACUGGUGUUUGGUUCAUGGGAAGGAUAUGCAACAUGCGUCUGUGCGGUCCAACAGGAAAGCAACCGUGUGGGUGGAGCCUGAGGGAGACGUGCAGGUCACAUGCUGGGCGGUGGAAACGAUUUAAAGAACAGCAUGAGCUCUGUGUUUGUUAUAACUUCUGUCCUUUCUGCAGCUGCCUGAAGGACCAGCCACAGGUCCAGCCAGUAUAGCCCCCACACUGGGCCGCACGUUUUUGACCCCGCCCCCUGGUGACAGUAGCCAUGAACUUAAAGAUGACAUCUCUGCUACAUUAUCACAAAUCUUCACAGAUAAACAGUCUGAUAGGAAACAAUAUUGUCCAAUAACCUUAAAGGAACUUCCAGGUAAAGACAGACGAGUCAGCUGUGUUAUGGAGGUCCUUGUAUGGGCGACUGAAUCAUCAGAAGGCCAGAGAAGUGCAUUUUGAGCUGUUAGCUUUCCCACAGUGGAGAAAAGCUUUUUGAAGGCUGCAGAUUUCUGCACAGAGAUCAGUGCUGUCCUGUAGGGUGAUGGGAUCUGCCAAACACAGCUCCACCUCACACGGAUGCUUUGAUUUUUAAAAAGCAAGUGGCAUUCAUCAGUGACACAUUAUUUCUUUAUAUUAGCAUUUCAUAAAUCAUGCUGUUGGGUUUCACCAUCUUGGAUAGGUAAUUAAUUUGGAAGGUAAGAAUAAAAGUGUCCUGAAACAGGUUCAGUGUGGACUGUCUCAAAUGAAGGCCACAUGUGUGCUGUGUGUCAUCAUGUGUGCCAGAAGCUCCGGUUGGAUGAAACAUGUUGAAAUUAGGGAACAUGUAUUUAUGGAGGAAGAAAAACGGGGGAUGGCUUGAGCUUUUUUCUGUGUUGCACUUUAUGAAUAUUGUAUGAUGUACAAAUCAAUAUGUCUCUGAUUAAAUACGUUACACCCAC
Molecule: messenger RNA, 6644 nt
Organism: Oreochromis aureus
Lineage: Eukaryota; Metazoa; Chordata; Actinopteri; Cichliformes; Cichlidae
Gene: nbr1b
Product: NBR1 autophagy cargo receptor b
Exons: 23
Coding region: 188-3304 (1038 amino acids)
Biological process (GO): macroautophagy
Cellular component (GO): phagophore assembly site
Molecular function (GO): ubiquitin binding
Source: RefSeq, a predicted model, not a curated record